CUCUUCUCAGUCUCCACGGCAGGCGGAUUGGAUUAGAACCUGCAGCAACAUGUUCGCCAAAAUGAGGCUAGCGGCUUUGUGUCUCCUGUGGCUGCCGUGUGUACUGUCUCGCCCCGCCGAGGAGGUCACCAAUCGGGAGGUCGCCACAUCAGAGGUCACAGUCUCGAAAGCUGACCCAACCAAGGUCAAAGAGAUCGAACCUGAAGACGAGCGGCUGCGAAGGUCUCCCCAACAGUGGGCCUUCCAAGUCAUAGACCUCGCAAACCCCUUCGGCUUCCGUGCCCAAGAGAACGAGAUUCCCUUCGCGACGCGAAACAAGUUCACGCCACCUGAACACCCGUCGAAGGAAGCCCGCGAGCGCAUGUACGCCUUCCUCCUGCAGCACGACGUUCCUCCUCACGUCCACAUCGUCCUCGAGGACGAGCCUUACUUCGGCACCUUCGACCACGCCAAGGCAAUCCUGCAGCUUCAGCAUUAUCGGAAACGGAACGACCUCACGCCUCACAUGCUCAAGAGUCUUCGGCCUUUCUUCCCCUUCUACAGCAGCAACUGACGAGCGCUCGCAGGCUCCUGUUGCCUCGGAACGGAAAGCAACUUAUCAUAAGUCGGGAACUAGGUGAAGAGAUGUGUAUUUUUUUUUAUUAUCCUUUCGGUACUGUAUAGAUAUGUGUACAAAGGUGUGUUUAUCAAUGGUUCAGACAUGAUAGCCUGAUCAGUAGAACGGACGGAGAACCAGCUGCUUGAAUAGCAAGGAGCUUCUGAGGUAUCUCGCCUGUCGACUCAUUUUCAGUCAAGAAAAAAAAAAAAUAUAUAUAUAUAUACCAGCAAGUCAUUUGUAAAGCAUAAAUAAUUCUGAGAAUAUUUUCCUCUGCCUGAUAUCAUCACAGCGAAUAUUGAUGCACGUUUUUUCACAAUAACAUUCCCCUUUACUAACACACUCCAGGGAGCGAUUGCCUGUAUAUAUGCGUAGUUGAUCAAUGUCCCACCCACUUCAUGUGCCCCAUUCAUUUGCUAUUAUUCUGCAGCGCACUUUGUUUUACAUUAACUUGUCAGGAUUAAGACUUUCUACUGCAUCAGUUUUGGAAACAGUUUAUAUUUAUCUGUCUGUAUAGUGUAUUGUACAUAUUCUAUAAACGAUGAAAUGCUAUUGUAUCUUAAAUAUCUCGAAAGAAUUUUAUAUCAAAUCAACGUAAUAAAAGAAAAACUUUU
Messenger RNA from Penaeus vannamei (Pacific white shrimp), 1209 nucleotides. RefSeq lists its product as uncharacterized. The record is from RefSeq and is a predicted model, not a curated record. NCBI's taxonomy places the organism in Eukaryota, Metazoa, Arthropoda, Malacostraca, Decapoda, Penaeidae.